AUCUUGAUUCUUUAUAAGUGGAAAGACGAAAGCCAAUCGCGAUCCUCUUCUUUAUAUGGAGGAGUGUGGAGGGGCUGCUCAAAGAUAUAGCCUACCUAGCUCAGAGAUGAGAAAAAUACAACCCAUUUAAGAACGAAACACGAAAACACACGCGGAUCUUUUCUGGUGUUAACUUUUUUCUUUUGAUUGCGUUGGAUGCCAAACUCGGAGCUGCCAAUGUCACUCUUAAGCGUCUACAACUAAUCAGAGAACAAACGAAGAGAGACAAGCAAUACCGCAACCCCUAGGAAAGAGGGCUUCUGCCUCCCCAUCAGGUCCUGCUCCACUUGCACACAGGUAUGUCACUUUUGUUGGACAAAGCGCUGCCGGCAGUUAGAGCAGCAGAGUCUCUGCCACAUGGAAAGCCUGAACAACGAGACGCAGGUUUCGGCUGGCACUGUUGGGGAAAGCGCCGACCUCAGCGUUCGGAUUCUCACAGGAUGCGUUUUAUUUCUGCUGAUCGUCUCCACGCUAUUGGGAAACACGCUGGUCUGUGUCGCGGUCGUUAAAUUCCGGCACUUGCGGUCCAAAGUCACUAACUUCUUCGUCAUCUCCUUGGCCGUGUCAGACCUCUUUGUAGCUGUUUUAGUAAUGCCUUGGAAAGCUAUUACUGAGGUAGCAGGCGGCUGGCUUUUUGGCAGUUUCUGCAACACCUGGAUCGCCUUUGACAUCAUGUGCUCGACAGCCUCUAUCCUUAACCUGUGCAUCAUAAGUGUAGACCGAUACUGGGCAAUAGCGAGUCCUUUCAGAUACGAGCGUAAAAUGACCCAAAGGGUGGCCUUCAUUAUGAUUGGGGUUGCUUGGACGCUUUCCAUUCUAAUCUCGUUCAUCCCAGUUCAACUCAAUUGGCACAGAGCGGAGGAAUUAGAGCAGGUGGCACAUUUCAGCAACCAGACUGAAAAUUGUGACGCCAGACUUAACAGGACAUAUGCGAUCCUUUCGUCUCUGAUCAGCUUUUACAUUCCCGUGGCCAUCAUGAUUGUCACCUACACUCGGAUCUACAGAAUUGCACAGACUCAAAUCCGGAGGAUCUCCUCCCUGGAAAGAGCGGUGGAGCACUCGCAUCCGCACGCCAGCGACUGUCCCCACGAAAACUCGCUCAAAACUUCUUUCAAGAAAGAAACCAAAGUUUUGAAAACUCUCUCCAUCAUCAUGGGCGUCUUUGUUUUCUGUUGGAUGCCCUUCUUUCUACUGAACUGCAUGGUGCCCUUCUGUGACUCCCCCGGGGAGCCGCCAUGUGUCAGCCAGACAACCUUUGAUAUUUUUGUAUGGUUCGGAUGGGCGAACUCGUCAGUAAAUCCGGUGAUAUAUGCACUGAAUGCAGAUUUUAGAAAAGCCUUCGCCACCAUCCUGGGCUGCAAUCGUUUUUGUUCCAGUACAACAGUGGAAGCGGUGAACUUCAGCAAUGAGCUGGUUUCCUACCAUCAUGACACCACAUUUCAAAAGGAUGCUCCGAACAUCUUUAACGCGUCUCCGCUCUCCAACGCGGAGGACCAGCCAGGUGACGAGGAGCCGUUCGACAAAACGUCAGUCAAUUCACAGAGAUCCCUGGGCCACAAGAACACCUUGCUGCCCGGAGUGCAGUUUGAGUGCGAGGCGGAGAUCUCGUUAGACACGAUCACGCCUUUCACCUCCACGGGGCUGCACGAGUGCGACGCGAUUCCCGGACAGAUCCGAGAGGAGUAAACGGGUAUCUCUCCGGUCACCGUUGGUGCAGCUGGAACAUACUUUACACAGCAUGGGAAUCUAAAUAAGAAAACGUCGCGCCUUGUUAAAUGGCCAAUGUCUAAUAAAUAACUUAAU
Polypterus senegalus (gray bichir) is the source of this 1842-nucleotide messenger RNA. Its product is annotated as D(1C) dopamine receptor. NCBI's taxonomy places the organism in Eukaryota, Metazoa, Chordata, Cladistia, Polypteriformes, Polypteridae. Gene Ontology annotation, cellular component: membrane. The coding region runs from base 397 to 1725 and encodes 442 amino acids. The transcript has a single exon. Gene Ontology annotation, molecular function: G protein-coupled receptor activity. Gene Ontology annotation, biological process: adenylate cyclase-activating adrenergic receptor signaling pathway. The record is from RefSeq and is a predicted model, not a curated record.